Messenger RNA from Helicoverpa armigera (cotton bollworm), 852 nucleotides. RefSeq lists its product as uncharacterized. Gene Ontology annotation, molecular function: protein binding. The coding region runs from base 303 to 710 and encodes 135 amino acids. The record is from RefSeq and is a predicted model, not a curated record. The transcript is spliced from 3 exons. Lineage: Eukaryota; Metazoa; Arthropoda; Insecta; Lepidoptera; Noctuidae.
AGCUAAAUAGUAUUGUUGAGAUUUGUUUUGCAAAGUUACUAAAAAUAAACAAAAAAUUUGGCUGAGAUCAACUAAUAUUGAUUAUGUUGGUUUUAGAAUAUUUUUGGUUAUCAGUAAUACAGCAAUAUAAUAGGUGGUGAAUAAAGUUAUGCUGCGCAUAACAAAACGUUUUGGUUACAUCAAACACUAACGGUCAGUCCUGUAGAAACCUGUUCUUCUCGUGUUGCGUUGCGAGUAGGUACUUGCGAGGCGAGUGUAGGUUAGGUAGUGGAUGUGUGUCUGUUGUGCAAUGUGCAUCGUCUAUGGCGAGCGGGAAAGCCGGCGUUUUCGAUUUUAUGCAUGAAUCAUAUAUCAUCAAGCAACGUCAAGAAGAUUUCAAGAAUGGAGCCGCCGCCGCUAGACGAGGCGGCAGAGAAAACGAUCUCGGAUUAUCUGCGGUCUUGGAAGCUUACAUUCCAAAAUUUUUGGAAGAAUCCAUUGAUGUGGAGACUCUCCAAAUGUUGUCAGAGGCUGACCUGAAAGACUUAGUGCCAAUUAUUGGACACCGGGCUAAGCUGACGACACAAAUCAAACUUUUGACCAAUAUAAUGUCAAAUGCUUUUGAGAACACUUGUACUAAUACUACUCCGGACUCAAACAACCAAAUAAUGCUGUAUACAGUGGAAGAUUUGCCAGUUAUACAGACAUUACCUGAUGAAAAAUGGAAAUGAUCGAAUAUUAAAUACUAUUUUGGUGUAUGUAGCUAAGUUUGGCUAGUAUAGUGUGCUAGCUCUUUGUCUGAAUUAAUUAUAAGUUCCUACUAAAAUUAAUUGAUUUGAUACUUAAUAAAUAAAUAUAAUUGUAAAAAACAAA